AAGAGUGUCAAGAAUGGGUUGGAAAAGAUGUCUUCCUUUUUACCUGGGAAGGCCCUUUAUUUCCAGAGAGUGUUGUGCUGUCAAAAUUUCAUAAUAAAAAUAGUCAAGACUGUCAAUCCAACUUGUUGCAUGCCAAAGUUUCUGAUAAAUGCGGAAUCAAAUCGCAACAUUAG
Racocetra persica is the source of this 173-nucleotide messenger RNA. The record is from the annotation of a GenBank genome assembly. Lineage: Eukaryota; Fungi; Glomeromycota; Glomeromycetes; Diversisporales; Gigasporaceae.